Molecule: messenger RNA, 1796 nt
Organism: Amoebophrya sp. A25
Lineage: Eukaryota; Dinophyceae; Syndiniales; Amoebophryaceae
Source: the annotation of a GenBank genome assembly
UGUCAAUGCCUGCCAUAAUUGGAACGAAAGCGAGCGAAGUGACGAGAGUGCUCACCUUGAUUGGACUUAGUUAUUCUGAGAGUGCUGACGUGACAUGGCGCGCCUACCACUAGCAGGGGCGUGGCUGCACGCCACAAACCAUGCUCCGAAAAGACAGAAAAAAACGAAGACUGCAGCUAUCGAGGACUCGUUUAGACGCGCACCCGACGAGACUGGGGGCGCCUCCACCUCGGGGGCUGCUACCUCAAGCAGCGUUGCCCCCGUCAUGCGGCAGAGUAUGGCAGUGACGCCUACGAUGCGACUGGACAGGGCCGCGAUCGCUAAAGGUGACUACCGCCAGGCCUUGCGGAAAUAUAUCGCCAGUGAUACGAUCACCAUCGUGCUACAGUCGCACACUGAAGGCGCACUGAUAGACCGUAUGUAUAGGCUUGAGGUUUUUCGUGACUACUGGAGGAACCAGAAGCCGCCAAUCGAGGCGCCGCAUGAGGUGGAGCGCGUGCGCCUGUUCUGCCUAUGGGUGGCUGGCACGGAUGAAAGUUCUGACCUGGCGAGAUCAUAUUUCACGGCGAUGGCCUAUAGUCUCUUGGUGCCACCACUGAACCCCGACACGAACAGGCAAUGUGCCUGGAUGGCCGAUGCGCCGCGCGCGGUGCGCUCCCUGGCAAUUGCAAGCGACGACAUAAAACGGGCCACAAAUUCCUUUGAGAAGGAAAAGGCGCCCCUGAUUGCGAGGGAGGCAUGGGCGAAACUCCAGCCGCUCGAAAAGGCGACCGUAAGGCUUUGGGUCAACCUUGGAACUCGAUGGAACAGUGUAGAGGCCAUCAUGCCUCAGGAUGCCCAAUGUCCGAUACACCCACGGGGUAAGAUUUCUGUCCAUAUAACGCGAGAGAAGAUUACAGCGGUGGCCAACAGAACGGCCUUCGUAUCCUGCUGCUGCGAUAAGACGACAAAGAGUGGCCUCGGCGUCGUAUGUGACCCGCAGACCAAGAAGAUAUCCUUCCCACUGAGGGAAGCCGAGGUCCGGAAGACGCUACAGAAGAUUGGGGCGAGAUUUCGCUCCCCGUGGAGGACGAGCGCCAUAUAUGCGAGAACGCGCGUCGAGGCUGGUGACCGUUUUGAUUUCUCAAAAUAUAUGCUCCAACGUGGAUGGACCGUAGUCGCGACAUUUUUUGGCUAUUGUGUCGACUACGCAAAAACUGAGGCUGAUCGAAUGCUACCAGCUGCAGGCGCACUGGAGUUGGGAGAUAUGUCGAGUAAGCGCAUCGCUUUCCCGGAAGAUAAGUCGGAGGCCCAUGCCCUCCACGAGAUGAACAGAUCAUCUGGGGACCUUGAGGGCAUGGAAGCUGUCGAGUCUUUGCUAUUGAGCAAAGGAAAAGCGAAAGUCCCAAAAUCACUAGAAUACUACCAAUCCCGCUCGGUUUUUUUGGCCGAAGGGAGGGCCCUACAGAAUGGGCAGGAGCUGACCACAAGGCAGGCCAGACCGAAAGUCAAGACCCUAGAGCAACAGAGGAAAGAGGGACUCUUCAAACCAGCACGGGCGACCGUGGGCUUGUUUAAACAGACUCAGAGCGCACCGCUGAGGUCUCUUAAGAAGUCCUGGCGGCGUCGCCCGCGAUAACCUUUGGGGGGUAUCGUCUGUACGGAUCGACGGCAGCUACCUGUGCUGUAUGUGGGCCCUACUUAUUUGCCUUUUUUGCACAUGUUGAUGCUGCUUUGCCCUCGCACUCGCAUUGAGCGCCCGCCUGUUAGGGCUGCGGUAGUGGGGAAGGGGUGGCGCUCGGGGGACACCACUGGCG